Messenger RNA from Sesamum indicum (sesame), 1358 nucleotides. The record is from RefSeq and is a predicted model, not a curated record. NCBI's taxonomy places the organism in Eukaryota, Viridiplantae, Streptophyta, Magnoliopsida, Lamiales, Pedaliaceae.
UCAAUUGCCCAACUCUUCUCAGUGACUCAUGUUUAUCAAGCUUUUCAUGGUGGUGAGGAAGCUGCAAUUUCCUCUUCUCUACCUUUGGCGAAACGAAGUGUUUUGGGCGGCCUCUUACCUGAGUCAUUGCUUUAUGUACUGGAAUGUAGCGGCCCAGUUGCUUUUGCCGCAGCAAUGGUUUCUGAUUCAGACACUCCUGAGAUUAUUUGGAUACACAAGAUGCGAGCAGAAAAUCUGAUCUGUCAGGUUCUUCAGCAUCUUGGUGAUUUCCCUCAGAAAUUGUCACAGCAUUGUCAUUCCUUAUAUGACUAUCCUCCAAUGCCACCAGUGACAUCCAGAGCUGAAAGAUGAAAUGUGGUGUCAUCGUUAUUAUCUUCGAAACUUAUGUGAUGAAAUUAGAUUUCCUAAUUGGCCUAUUGUUGAACAUGUUGAGUUUUUGCAAUCAUUGCUAGUAAUGUGGAGAGAAGAGUUAACUCGAAGGCCAAUGGACCUUUCUGAAGAAGAAGCUUGCAAGAUACUAGAGAUUUCCAUUGAUGAAGUAUCCAGAGACGACGCCCCUAAGAAACCAAGUCUUGAGUCAGUUGAGGAGAUACCUAAUAUAUCAAAGCAGAUUGAGUAUAUUGAUGAGGAAAAGCUCAAGAGACAGUAUAGGAAACUUGCAAUGAAGUAUCAUCCAAACAAAAAUCCUGAAGGGAGGGAGAAGUUUCUGGCAGUGCAGAAAGCUUAUGAGUGCUUGCAGGUGACCAUGCAAGGAUUGCAAGGUCCCCAGACUUGGAGGUUGUUGCUUCUCUUAAAGGGCCAGUGUAUUCUAUGUAGGCGAUAUGGGAAUGUAUUGAUGCCAUUCAAAUAUGCUGGAUAUCCUAUGCUCUUAAGUGCCAUUACAGUGGACAAGGAUGAUAACAAUUUUCUUUCCUCUGAUCGAGCACAUCUUCUAGUUGCAUCCUCGGAGCUUGUUUGGUUGACGUGCGAGUCUUCACCAUUCAAUGGUGAAGAGCUUGUGAGAGAUGGUGGAAUACCUCUUCUUGCAACACUCCUUUCCCGUUGCAUGUGUGUGGUCCAACCAACAACUCCUGCCACUGAACCGUACGCUACUAUUGUUGCUAGCAUAAUGCGAACUUUUUCAGUUUUGAGUCAGUUUGAAAGUGCGAGAACUGAGAUGCUCGAAUUUUCAGGAUUAGUUGAUGACAUUGUUCAUUGCACUGAACUUGAGCUUGUUCCUGCUGCUAUUGAUGCUGCCCUGCAGACCAUUGCUCACCUUUCUAUCUCGUCUGAAAUUCAAAAUGCCCUUCUGAAGGCUGGUGUACUGUGGUAAGAUAGAUCAUUAUAUUGUUAUGAUUAUGCUUUCAUCAGUUUUCUAG